Molecule: messenger RNA, 1911 nt
Organism: Hydatigera taeniaeformis
Lineage: Eukaryota; Metazoa; Platyhelminthes; Cestoda; Cyclophyllidea; Taeniidae
Source: the annotation of a GenBank genome assembly
UUUUCCAAUCUGCGUGUUGCUGACGGUUCAGUUCCUGAGCCACGUGAUCUAGAGCGAAAAUACGUUCCUCCGCAUCUACGUAGUGGAUAUGACAACAAUGGUGGGUUUGAAAAUGGUCAAUCUCGGUACAGUGGUGGAGGUCGCGGAUCCUAUGGAGCUGGUCGAGGCAGUUACGACGGUAACUACAGUCGCAGUGGUAGAGGUCGCGGUGGCAACAGCGGUGGUGGAAGUUAUGGUUACGGAAAUCGCAAUGGCGGUGGGUACAAUUACGACAGGAGUUUCAGGAGAUCGGAUUCGGGUUUCAGUGGAGUCUCACGAAGAUCCUACGAUGAAAGUGGUUCUGUUGAUUGGUCGCAGCAAUUGCCUCGUAGUGAACGUCUUGAGAAAGAGCUUUUCCACAAAGUGAAUACCGGCAUAAAUUUUGAUCUCUACGAUAAUAUUCAAGUCAAUGUUACUGGUCCCAAUGUCAAUGAAUUGACUCCCAUACAGUCCUAUGAUGAGCUUGCCCUUACGAAUAUAAUGCGGGAUAAUAUUACCCGCUCUCAGUACUCCCGUCCUACCCCAGUUCAGAAAUAUGCUAUUCCCAUUAUCUCUGCCGGACGAGAUCUAAUGGCAUGUGCACAAACAGGUUCCGGUAAAACUGCUGCGUUCUUAGUUCCCAUCUUAAAUACCAUGUUCGAGCAAGGACCCGGCAAUUCCAUUUCGGCCUGUCUUGAAACGAAUAGACGAAAACAGUUCCCCGUCGGUCUGAUCCUCGCUCCGACGAGAGAACUUGCUUCCCAAAUCUAUGACGAAGCUCGUAAGUUUUCAUACAGAUCCAAAGUCAAGCCUUGCGUCGUUUAUGGUGGCGCGGAUAUGCGGAAGCAACUUCUCGAACUGUCAUAUGGAUGCAACCUCUUAGUCGCUACUCCUGGACGGUUGUUGGAUGUGAUAGAGCGUGGUAAAAUCGGCCUCAAUCAUGUUAGAUUCCUUGUAUUGGAUGAGGCUGAUCGCAUGCUUGACAUGGGUUUUGAGCAACAGAUACGCCGCAUCGUUGAGCAAGAUCAUAUGCCUCCAUCUGGGACCAGGCAGACGCUGAUGUUUUCCGCUACCUUUCCCAAGGAGAUUCAAAUCCUUGCUCAAGAUUUUCUAAGUGACUACGUUUUUUUGACUGUCGGGAGAGUUGGAAGUACCAGUGAAAACAUCACUCAGACUCUUCUCUGGGUUACCGAGGAUGAGAAGAGAGAUGCCCUUGUCGAUCUUCUUGCAGAUUCUAACCCUGGAGAUCGCACGCUCAUAUUUGUUGAAACCAAACGGGGCGCAGAUGCUCUGGAAGAAUAUUUGUUCCAAGAAAAGUAUUCUGUCGCCAGCAUUCACGGUGACCGUACCCAAGAGGAUCGUGAGCUGGCGCUUAAAUACUUCCGUCUGGGUGUAACGCCAAUACUCGUUGCGACUGCCGUCGCUGCCAGAGGUUUAGACAUACCUGAUGUUAAACAUGUCAUAAACUACGACCUUCCCUCGGACAUUGAAGAGUACAUUCAUAGGAUCGGGCGUACUGGACGAGUUGGAAAUCUGGGCAAGGCCACUUCGUUCUUUAAUGACAAGAAUCGUAAUUUGGCAGCCGACUUGAUUGAGCGGCUGGAGGAAGUUAAUCAAUUUGUUCCUCAGUGGCUCAAGUGCAUUGGUGAAGAACCAGCACGUCAUCAGCCAUCUAGUCGGGGAAGACGCCGAGGCGGUGGUUUCGGUGGUCGUGACUAUCGCCAACAACAUGGCCGUGGUGGUGGAUCCCAGCCCAGUGGAGGUUUCAGUGGUCGAUAUAGCAAUUCAAGUGGUGGAAUGAUGAAUUUCAAUGGGAGUGGCGGCUACUCCAAUUACAGUGGUGGUGGCGGUCGCUCGCGAAACGAUCGUGUGGACUGGUGGUCUAACGAGUAG